AUGUUUACAAGCUUGACUACGAAGUUGGCGAUGAAGAAGGUUGGGCUGUCGAGCGACGCUCUAGACUUCUCUUCGUCCAAAUCCAGCAAAUCCAACGACGGUUCCGUUCCAGGUCUCGAUGACUUGGAAGGGUCUAAUUCAGGCUGGCCGGCCUGGAUGAGUACAAAAAAACUUCCCCUUACUGCGCAAGCCUGGUUAUCGCCGGUUCCUCCGCCGGUUCCCGUCGCUGAGUGUCCUAAACCGGGUGACCUAGCUCCCAUUGACAGAGAUCGCCAACUUUCCUUCGGUGGCGGAAAGCCAGCCAUUGUUCUCUUUCUCCGCUGCGUAGGAUGUGCCUUUGCGCAAAAGUCCUUCUUAGCUCUCAGAGAGCUCGCCAUAAAAAACCAAGGCAGACUGAGAUGCAUAGCCGUGUCACAUUCUUCACGAGAUGCAACGCGCAAGUGGCUUGACAUACUGGGCGGCGCGUGGAACGUCGAAGUAGUCAUCGACGAAGACCGCGCCAUCUACGCCGCGUGGGGGUUAGGGCUGGGAAGUAUAUGGUACAUGUUCAACCCCACUACGCAAAUACAGGGCUGGAAGGAAAAGGGUUGGCUGGGCAUAAAGGUAGCCAAUUCUGUUCAGCGAACGAGCAGCUUCAAGCAAGGCGCUCCUAACACCGAGUCAGCCGAUGAAGGCGAGGGGCCGUCAACAGUCAUGGGGAAUAAAUGGCAGCAGUCUGGUUUGUUUGCUAUCGACGGGCACGGAGUGGUAAUAUGGGCUACGAAAGCACUCCGCGCGGACGAUAUGAUGGAUCUAAGUGCCGCAGCAACGGCGAUUGGGAUCCAACCGGCCGACUAG
This is a messenger RNA of Daldinia childiae, 837 nucleotides long. RefSeq lists its product as uncharacterized. Lineage: Eukaryota; Fungi; Ascomycota; Sordariomycetes; Xylariales; Hypoxylaceae. The transcript is spliced from 2 exons. The record is from RefSeq and is a predicted model, not a curated record. The coding region runs from base 1 to 837 and encodes 278 amino acids.